CGCGGCCCGGGGGCGAUGCCUCAGGACGGCGAGCUGCCCCCGGCCAAGAGACUGAAGCUGGCGCCGCCUCCCCGCAGAGCCAUGCUGCUGGCGCCGCCCGGAGCCAAGCGCCAGCCGCCGGCUCCCAGCGCCGGGGAGACGCAGCGCAGGAGCCUCCCCAUCUUCCAGGCACGGGGGCCGCUGCUCAGCCAGCUCCGGAGCCUGGACAGCGCCAUCCUCAUCGGGGAAACAGGCUCAGGGAAGACGACUCAGAUCCCACAGUACCUCUAUGAAGCAGGAAUCGGCCGCCAAGGCAUCAUUGCGGUGACCCAGCCUCGCAGAGUGGCUGCUAUAUCCUUAGCUACUAGAGUCUCGGAUGAGAAGAAAACAGAGCUGGGAAAACUGGUCGGCUACACGGUGCGCUUUGAAGAUUUCACCUCCGAAGAGACGCGAAUCAAGUUCCUAACGGAUGGGAUGCUUCUCCGCGAAGCCAUUGGCGAUCCCCUGCUGCGCAAAUACAGUGUCGUCAUUCUAGACGAAGCUCAUGAGAGGACAAUACACACAGACGUGCUCUUUGGGGUAGUGAAAGCGGCGCUAAAGAAACGGAAGGAUUUGGGCAAAUUCCCACUCAAAGUGGUGAUCAUGUCAGCUACUAUGGAUGUAGACCAGUUCUCUCAGUACUUCAACAGAGCCCCAGUUCUCUAUCUAGAAGGUCGGCAACAUCCAAUCCAGAUCUUUUACACCAAACAGCCUCAGAGUGAUUACCUCCAAGCAGCACUGGUGUCGGUCUUCCAAAUCCAUCAGGAAGCACCUUCUUCUCAGGACAUCCUGGUGUUCCUAACUGGUCAGGAAGAGAUCGAAGCGAUGACCAAAACCUGCCGAGACAUCGCCAAGCACCUGCCCGAUGGCUGCCCCCAGAUGGUGGUGAUGCCCCUCUAUGCUUCGCUGCCAUACACACAGCAGCUCCGAGUCUUUCAGGCUGCACCCAAGGGCUAUCGCAAAGUGAUCCUUUCAACCAACAUUGCGGAAACCUCCAUCACCAUUGCGGGAAUAAAAUACGUUGUGGACACAGGCAUGGUUAAAGCAAAGAAGUUCAGCCCUGAGAGUGGCCUGGAGGUGUUGGCUGUGCAGCGGGUGUCAAAGGCCCAGGCAUGGCAGCGUACAGGGCGAGCGGGACGAGAGGACAGUGGAAUCUGUUACCGGCUCUACACAGAGGAUGAGUUUGAGAAGUUUGAUAAAAUGACGAUACCUGAGAUACAGAGGUGUAACCUGGCCAGUGUGAUGCUACAGCUCCUGGCUCUGAGAAUUCCCAACAUUCUCACCUUCGACUUUAUGUCCAAGCCAUCCCCAGAUGCCAUCCAGGCAGCCAUUGAGCAACUGGAUCUGCUGGGGGCUGUGGACCGGAAGGAAGAUCAGGUUACUCUGACCCCACUGGGAAGGAAGAUGGCAGCAUUUCCUCUGGAACCCAAAUUCUCUAAAACUAUCCUCAUGUCCCCCAAGUUCCACUGCACGGAGGAGAUCCUGACCAUCGUGUCCCUGCUUUCGGUGGACAGCAUCCUCUACAACCCCCCAUCCCGGCGGGAUGAAGUGCAGUCUGUCCGGAAGAAGUUCAUUUCCAGUGAGGGGGAUCACCUCACCCUGCUCAAUAUAUACAGAGCCUUUAAAAAUGUCAGCGGCAAUAAGGAAUGGUGCAGAGAGAACUUUGUGAACAACAGGAACAUGAUGCUGGUGUUGGAUGUCAGAGCUCAGCUCAGGGACAUUUGCCUAAAGCUAUCAUUACCGAUUGAGUCCUCCCGAUCGGAUACGGGGAAUAUCCGCCGCUGCCUGGCUCACAGCCUCUUUAUGAACACUGCAGAGUUGCAACCAGAUGGCACCUAUGCCACCGUAGACUCCCACCAGCUGGUGGCAAUUCAUCCUUCCUCGGUCCUCUUCCACUGCAAACCAGCCUGCGUAAUGUACAACGAGCUGCUUCACACCAAUAAGUGCUACAUGAGGGACCUGUGUGUAGUGGAUGCAGAUUGGCUGUAUGAUGCUGCCCCCGACUACUUCCGCAGGAAGCUAAGAGCAGCCAAGAACUGACCCACCGUUGGUGCCACCAAGCUAACUGUGGGGGAUUCCUAGGGUCAUGGGAUAAGAUUUUUGUAACGAAUGUACAGGAACAUUAGAGCUUUGCCUUGCCAAUCUGGUAGGACUGUACAGGAAAUGGCUUCUCUGCAAGAGCCAUACCUCAUGCACUCUUGCUGCACUGGCUUAGAACAAUCAUCUUUUAUGACAGUUAAUAGAUAAGAGGGAAAUAUUAUACAUGUAUAUAGUAUAUAUGUGAAUAUAUAUAUGUAUAUAUUUGGGGGUGGGGGGUGAUGGUCUUGGAUUUCAGUUUUUAAAACAGAAGUAUAAUGGGGUUGUGUGUGAAGAAACGAGUCCCAAGGGGACUCUUCUGAGCAGACCUAGUAUUUUUUGACAAUUGUCCUUGUAUCCCUCGCAGGUUUUAUCGGCAAAAAGUUUUAAAUCUUUAUGUAUAAUUAUAUUAACAGGACAAAAAUACCUUUUUUAAAUGUAUAUUUUUCGGAGGGAGGUGCUAAUGUAUUUUACCUCAUCAGACAUCUUUCUGCCUGAUGUCACUUUCACCACCUCGUUUGACCCAUCUGAAAGCCAGUAAAGAGUUAUCUGAAUUGACAGCUCUUCAUCACCUGUGCCUGUUUGUUAGACAAACCUUGCGGGGCUGAUAGAGGUGAAGUCCCAUUAAGAGAGGAUGAUCAGUUAACCCAUGUCAUCUGCUAGCAGAGAGACUGCUAGGCAUCUUUCAAAUGCUUUGUUAGUUUCUCAUUGCUGCAUCACCAGCCCAGCUGUGUCUUUUUAAACAAAAUUUGUCUCCAUCAUCCAGUUGGUUUUCAUGUAGCUGUGUAGCGAACUGGGUGCCAUGCAAGUAAAAUGGUUCCAGGGUUUCCCCUGUAUGGCCACACCAAAGUGCCAGUAUUCCUAUGGAACGCUGGCACUUCACCACAGAAGUCGAUGUCAGCACUGAAGAGGUUAGUUCUUCUAGGCUCGUAGAAGGCCAGUCUCUGAACCUUGUACACACAGUUUUUCUUGCAUACGGAUGCAGAAUCUGAAGUCAGUUGCAAAGCCAAACUAGGGAAAGCAGUGGAUUGGCACUUGGUCCUCCUAAGUCUAUGUUUAUCUGUAGCACUCUGUUGUUCACAGCAGUGAUCUGUGGCUCUUGCCUCGAGAGCUAGUGCUAAAAAUCAUUGUCUCUCAAGCAAGAGAAAUUGUUGUACAUUGCCUGGUGGUGGUGAUCACCUGAUAUUAAUACGUAACGUGCACACAUGCUGCAGCAAUAAGGGAAUGCUGGGCUCACCACCACCACAGAGUUAAAUCUAAGGAAAGGAUCAGCCACUGCAGAGCUCUUAUAGGUAAUAUGUAUUGUUAAAGAAGUUGGCUAACGUUUCCCCAAUGAGUUGGAUGCUUCUGUUAAUUGGCAACAAGCUAUCAUCUGUGACAUCUAAGUUUUGCUUGGGCAGGUGUGGCUAGUUAUAUUUUUCUAGCAAUUUACAACCAUGUAAUCCAUAGAAGAAUCAUAAAAGUGCAGAUGGUAAAACAGAUAUUUACAACUGAGAUGGCGAAAGAAGUUAAGUAUAAAGAUCGCAGGCUCUUUACAUGGCAGACAGUCUAACGAAUUAGCAAAAACUGUUAUCUUCCAUAUUUGCUUUUUAGGAUUCCCACAAAGCACAAAUCUUUAAAGAAAUCUCUGCCUCUUACUUAGAAAUCCAGUCAGACUGUUGAGUUUGGCAGUGGUCUAUAUUGCAUCCCCUCUCUGCAAAUGCCACUUGACUUUAUAGCCAGCUGUCUUCUGAGUACAGUCUUUUCCUCUGCUUUGUUAUUGAGACACAUUAUUAUUAUUCCUCAGUAUGUGUAUGAGGAGUGGAAUUUGGACUGUUAACUUCUGUAUUUUGCCCUCUGAAAUUUUUGUGCCAGUCUUUGCCUGAAGAGAUUUUGUCAUGGCAGCCAAAGGUUUCAAAGCAGAAGCAAAGACUGUUCCAGACUAACCCAGAACUCUGGCAGCAAAGAAAUUGCCCUCCACUAUGCGUGUCUCCCCCCGCCCCCACCUUUGUUCAUCCUUCCUUCUUGGCCAGGUUAAAACUUCCAAGUUCACUGCUUGGAGAUAGCAGAUCACUGUAAGUCUUAUCCUUUGCAAUAGCUCAUCAAGUUAUUUUGUGGCAAACUUCCCAGGGGAAAAAAAAAUAUGAAGAUGUAAUUUGGAGUCAGACUUCCUUCAAAAGCUCUUUAACCAUCAGAUAUUUAUUUCCCCCAUUACAUUUUACACCAGUAUUUUUCUGCCUUUCUUGAUUAUUUUUGUCCUUCAUUAGACAUUUGUAGCAUGGCAACAUGGACUAGGAAUGCUACACCUGUCUUCGGCAUUUGGGGCUUCAUCCAGCAUCUAGUGGUCAGAGUCUUCUCUGAAGGAAAAUGCAAUAAGAACCAAUCUUAUUUUUUAAUCCUGUGUUUUAUACAGGGACUAAGGCAGGGUCAGCCAGUCUAACUGCUUGAUUGUCCAAAUAUUACUUGCCCAGUAAUGUUUUGAAUGAGUGGAAUGGACUGUUCUGUUAUGUCUGAAUGAGGAUGCAGAAAAAUUGUAAGAAGUUUUAAAAUUCUAUCCUUAUGAGUACGUCUAAAAUAACUUCUCUGGGAGAGGCAACUUCUAGUUUCAGCAGAAAUCUCUUUGCACAGUUUGAGUUGUUCAGUUUUAGGAUGAGAUAAAUUAAAGCAGAUUAGAUGUCUAAAAGGGGAAGAUGGGAAACUUUUAUUAAUUAUUGUGAUUUGUUAACAUGAGCUGCUCUGGGAUAUCCCAGUUUGACUAAAAUGGUGUUUAGUCCACUCUUGUAUUUUUCAAACAUUGGUUUUAUUUAAAAAAAAAAAAGUUUUAAUGGUGCUGCUCAGGGAUAGAAUCAUAUUGGAAAACCAAUUAUCCUUAUGAACAGAUAAACUGCUGACUUCACUGUGUGAUCUGCAGGGAGAAGUUAUGCUUUCUAUCUUGGAUUUUUUUUCCUGGUUAAAUGCUUCACAAUUACACAGUAUGUAAGGCUACUAUUAUUCUGACUACCUUGGUCCUCAUCCACUGAAAUCUAUGACAAAUACUUCUCUUUAAAACCUGAAUUACACUCUUCAAUAUCUGCAAAUCACAGAUUCCUAAGAGCAGCAUUAGUAUAAAUGGGUGCACUCCAGUUACACAGUACGCCUAGAAUAUCUUCCCUUCUGCUUCCAGGAAUAGUGAAGUGUAUCAAUCUAUUUCCAGACAGAGUGACACUGACUUUGUACAGAGGUCUAGAGGAAAUGUAUAAAUGUAUCCCUUAGUUGUACCUCUCACUGUAUACUUGCUGGUAAGAAACAUGCUGAGGGGCUAGGGGCAAACUUGCCUCCUUUCUGAGUAUGACCAGCUGCAAUUCUGGAUGGCAUUUCAACAGUAUGUUGCUACUUUGGUUGUUAUAACUCAUACAAACUGCAGGGAAUUAUUAAAACACUGUAUAUCAUUAUUCCUGUGUUUAUACAAAAACUCUGCAUCUGUAGGGGAAAGCAGAAGAAAAGCACACUUUGUUUGGACAGCCUAUUAAUAUGUAUGGGGAUUGGGUGUGGGGAGGGGAGAUCCAUUCAGAAGCAACUAAUUUGUACAUUUGACUUUCCCAUAAUAAAGAGAUGGCUAAACUCCAAGUUCAAGAAGCGGUUGUCUUAUGUUCUAUACAUAGCUCAGGCUUUGAAGUGAGGAAGCUAAGUGGCUAUUAAAAGUACCUCAUAGUAUGUUUAGGUACAAUUUCUAAUUUUACAUAGUGAUUUUCUUUUUUGUACUUUUGAUUCUUGUAACAGGAUGUUUUAUUGUAAGCAUAGCUUUGCUGUCAUGACCUAAAGUCCUUUUGUGCAUGUGUUUUCCUGGAGUCUUUUUUUGAGAGCUGGUCACUAGAGAGUAACAUCACUAACUCAUACAGAAGGUCAGCAUGUUAUGGCAGGGUGCAUGUCCCCGGUCAGUCCUUCUUUUAAAAUUAAUAUCAGUAUAUUAGUACUAGGUUAUUUUGACUGUUAAUUCUAUUUUCAAAUACAUUUAAGGGGACUAGUAAAAAUGAAUGAAAAGCUGAAUGCUGUUAUCUUAUAAAGGGUGGGAGAGAGAAUAUUGAGAUAAAGUUUAAUAAAUUUACAAUACUUUUAUUUUUAGCCCAUGAGUUUUCAGUGCCCUGUACAAUUUUCAUUGGCCUCUAUACAAUUAUUAAAUUAGAUUUCUAUAAGCCUUAAAAAAAUCAGUGUUCAGGGAAAAAUUGUAAAUACUGAUGUCUUUAACUUGGACUCAUUAUCCUACUCCCGGCUGCAGGUUUUUUGUUUUUUUUUAGCUUCUUGGGUCACAAAAAUAGUGUGAUUUAGCAUAUCUGCAGAAAGAAGAAUAUGGAAAUCUGAAGAGUGAGAAAUUAGCAGCUGGUCCCUUGAUGCAAUGUCAUGAUUGACACAGGAGAAAAGAAAAAUGUUAUAUGGCAGGGGUGGCCUCCAACUAUACUCUAGCAGAAGAGCUGGCUUCUGUUGCCAGCUCUGCAACUGAUGUGGGCAAGUAACUGCCCCUCGCUAGGCCCCCAGCAGUGCUGCGACACGCUGUGUGGGCACAGCCUGGGGGCAGAGCCAGAGCUAUCUGUUCAGUAUCUCUGCCUUAAAGGCUUCUGGUAGUUGAGCAGCCACUGAAAAUUACGACUCUUUAAUGCGCCUCAAGCUGGACACCCAACCUCACUACCCACUGUUGAAGAUCUUGCCCACAAGCUGGAGCUCCCCGAACCCCACCCCUGUGCGAGGCGCUGUGCAAAUGGAGCCAAGAGUCCCUGCCCCAGGGGCCAUUUAAAAGCACCUGGGGGGUUGGCCCAUGUUCUACCUAUUGAGUAUUUAUUUCAGCCUUAAAGGCUUCAGGACGCCCAGCUGCGUCCUAGGGUUACCAGCUUUGGUUGGAUGUAUUCCUGGAGGUUUCAUCACAUGACAUAAUCUUUAAUUCCUGGAGCAAUCCUGGAGGGCUGGCAACCCUACUGCGUCCAUGCAGCACCACAAGCCCAGGAAAGCAGUAGACAUAUUAUAAUCCCAUCCCCUUGUCUCCCUUUCAGCCUUUGCUCCCACAGGGGUAGUCACGGAGCUUGGUUCCCACCGCCAAUGUACUGCGGGGGUGUGAAGGCUGAGCCAUAGGAAUUUUUCUUUCACCGAAAAGCCAACACCCAAUUUCAGCAGAAAGCAAGUGUGCUGCAGCUGAGAGUAACCAUAGCCCACAGUUUUGAAAAGUGACUAGUUAUUGUGGAUGCCAACUUGAGACAGUUUCAAGUAGAGGUAGUCAAGUAUUUUGGUCAAGGUCCAGCCUCCAGAGAAAAUAAUGAUGGCAAAUAAAAGGAUGUAAGGUCCACUUAAAAGCCUCUGGCAGGCUGGACUGGGCCCACAGGCUACCUGUUCAGUAUCUCUGCCUUAAAGGCUUAUGGUAGUUGAGCAGCCACUGAAAAUUAUGACUCUGUAAUGCCUCUCAAGCUGGACACCCAACCUCACCACUCACAAUGAUUUAAGUACAAAUUAAGCAGACUCCCUCUCUCCCACCAAAUACAGCUCUGAAAGCAUAUAAUUGCAGAAGUGGCAACUACCAAAUAUCAGGCUGUUUAAAAUAGUGAUUAGUGUUUACGUUUCGGUGCUCAAAUGGCUAGUGUCUCCCCAUUGUAGAACAUAAGAACAGCUGUUCCGGGUCAGACCAAAGGUCCAUC
This is a messenger RNA of Gopherus evgoodei (Goodes thornscrub tortoise), 7730 nucleotides long. It is a transcript of the gene DHX33, whose product is annotated as DEAH-box helicase 33. Gene Ontology annotation, molecular function: ATP binding; RNA binding. The transcript is spliced from 12 exons. The record is from RefSeq and is a predicted model, not a curated record. Gene Ontology annotation, cellular component: nucleolus; intracellular anatomical structure. Gene Ontology annotation, biological process: positive regulation of transcription by RNA polymerase I. NCBI's taxonomy places the organism in Eukaryota, Metazoa, Chordata, Testudines, Testudinidae. Bases 16 to 2058 code for a protein of 680 amino acids.